Molecule: messenger RNA, 962 nt
Organism: Cajanus cajan (pigeon pea)
Lineage: Eukaryota; Viridiplantae; Streptophyta; Magnoliopsida; Fabales; Fabaceae
Source: RefSeq, a predicted model, not a curated record
AUUUCUAGAGCACUCAACAUCUUCCAUCAGCAACUUUCGCACUUUCCACACAUUACUUGCAAUAAGCACUCUACUAUAUACACACUUGUUUUUCAGCAACAUUAAUUGAAGCGUUUAUUAGUGACAGAUAAGAUCAUGGGUUUGAAGAACCGUGGCGUUGGCCAUAGAGCAUGGAACCUCCUGCGGGUGUCAUUGAUGUGGGCACGUAAAGGUGGCGAGUUGAGGCGCAGGGUGGCGAUGGAGCUGCGUCUGGUUCCAAAGUACUUGAAGCGCCUCGGCCACAAUACGCCACCUAGCCAUAUUCACUACUUUGAGCGCGAGCUCUCAUUCGACAAGACCCCCAUCUUCCAUGUCAAGAUGUACCGUCCAACCUCCAUGCGCUUCCACUUGCCUCACAUUCCCUGCAUAAACCCUCAUGUUGAUUUCGACUAUGAUUUUAACGAUGAUGAUGACAAUGUUGGGUACGACACCGGAAGAAAGAGUGCCCUCAUAGAUGCGGGAGAGCGAGAUCAAGAAUGCUAUCAUGAUUAUUAUGAAGGAUGUCAAGAGAUGGCUUAUGGUGAAGAAGAGGAACGACAAGGAGAUGCACAGGGGAUAGAUAAGCGAGCUGAGGAGUUCAUUGCUGAAUUCUAUAAGCAAAUGAAGCUGCAGCGCCAGAUUUCUCUUCUACAAUACAAUCAAACACCCAGUAGAGACACAAGUUGUUGAACAUGUUUCUAAAAUAUGCAAACUACGGGUUCACUUUUUUUCACUUCAUUUUUCCUUCAUUUUCUAUUUAGUUUUGAUGCCAUUGUCAAUGCUAGAACAUUUUGGUUCACAUAAUGAGAGAGAGAGAGAGAGAUCUAGUUGUACUGCGGGAUGUUGUAAAUACCGGGAGCUACCCUUGAGUUCUAGUAUUUACAUUUUUUUCAUACUUAUAAUUUCAAUAAAUAAUACAGAGCUGUUAUUCAUUGUUGAAUUUA